Molecule: messenger RNA, 1270 nt
Organism: Labrus bergylta (ballan wrasse)
Lineage: Eukaryota; Metazoa; Chordata; Actinopteri; Labriformes; Labridae
Source: RefSeq, a predicted model, not a curated record
CUCGUGCUGACAAGUAUCUGCUGUUUCCGUGCAGCUCGAUGCGGAAGAAAAACAGGGAGCACAGAGUUCCUGAAGAAAACUUAAACAGACCAGAGGCACUUUCCUCAGGAUUUUGUGUAAGAAUUGAGGGAUUUGACCUGUAAAGUCCAUACAGAUUACCAUGUGGCCAAACCAAGGUCCUCCACCAAACCCAGCCUACCCUCCUGGCUACAAUCCUGCAUUUCCCUCUGCUCCUGCUCCUGGUCUCUUUCCCCAACCUUCACAUCCAGCAUACCCUGCAGGCCAGUUCCCUGCAGGCCAGUUCCCUGCAGGCCAGUACCCUGCAGGCCAGUACCCAGCUGGAGUGAGACCAGGCAUGGUACCACCAAAUGUAACUCCAGGUGCGAUGCCUUACGGAGCUCCUGGGCUUCAUCCUUAUCCUAUGGCUCCAGGUGGAUUUCCAGGGGUCCCUCCUGCAGGUGUUCACCCAGGUCUAUUCCCACACUCUCCUAAAGGUGGUCACAAAGGCCACCACAAAGGUCACCACAAAGGUCCCCAUAAAGGUCAUCAUCAUGGAGGACUAAAUCCCAUGGCUGGAGGAAUGGCAGGAAUGGCAGGAAUGUCAGGGAUGGGGAUGGGGAUGGGGAUGGGGAUGGGUGGACAUAAAGCCCACAAAAAGAUGAAGAAGCUGAAGAAAGGCCAUAAGGGGAACAAGCAUCACAAACAUGGCAAGUCCUCAAGCAGCAGCAGCAGCAGCAGCAGCAGCAGCAGUGACUAAGACGAAGGCCACAGGUUCAAGACAGUUACAGAAAUGUUACUCUUCAGAAGGGCAUACUAGCUAUUAACACCAGAUGCACAGAUUUAUUUGACUCCCUUUAACAGGAUUUCUGUGAAAGGCAGUGUUUUAUUUAUUUUUUAUUUCUUUGUUAGGUGACUGAUACUAUUAAUGAACAUUUCUUGUAUAGGCAUUCCACAUUUUAAAUUCAUUUAUAUUUUUUGAGAAAUGUGUGAAAUGUGAAAUGAUUUGAAGAGAGGGACUUUAGUGAUGUGCAGAGGAUGUCCAUAAUAGACAACUUUGUUAUAAUCUGACAUUUAUGUAAAAAAGAUUUGUAUGGUGGAGGCUAUGUAUAUAGGAACAUACUAAAAAUGAUUGAUUUGUAUUUUAAUAUAUGGUCACUUUAUCAUUUAACUGCUGAGUCUUUAUCCUUUUUUGUAUCUGCACUAAUUGUAAUUCGAUGUAUUACAAGGGUAUUCAAUUGAAUCUGCUCAAUAAAUAAAUCUAAAUACGGUA